AUGAAAAUCCAAUGGCUUAACUAUAAAAAAGAACAGCCAUUUAUGUUCCAUUAUAAGUAUUCAAAUAAUACAGAAUACCCUUUUAACUCAGUUUACAUUGGAAAAAGAAAUUCAAAUAUUGAAGACUACACUAAACAAUUAGAUUUGUUAUAUCCAAAUGGACAUACAAUAACAGAAUUAAAAAAAAAAGAUUUAUUGGAAUUAAUUCCAUUCAUACCUCCAAUAAAACACAGUUUUUAUCAUAAACUCAAAGUUAACAGACAGAACAAUUAA
Macrosiphum euphorbiae (potato aphid) is the source of this 273-nucleotide messenger RNA. NCBI's taxonomy places the organism in Eukaryota, Metazoa, Arthropoda, Insecta, Hemiptera, Aphididae. The record is from the annotation of a GenBank genome assembly.